CUUUUAAUAACAAGAUCUUCAUAAGAAGAGUAAUUGUUAAAUUAUCUCAACAUCUUACAUAUUGGCAAAGUGAUUCAACACAGCACACAUUCCCUGCUGAUAUCCAGUAAUUUGCGCUUCAGCAAGGACAUCAUAACAUGAGCGAGGAAUAUGCAGGAAAUUCUCCCACUUCUGGGACGCCGAGUGGGAAGCUUAUUGAAUUGAUUAGUGAGAAGAUCUCCCGGAAGGAGAUGUUCUAUUCCAUCGAGGUCACACCUUCGGAUCCGCCACUCGAUUUAACAUCCUUGAAUCCUCCGCCGCUUUUCGCCAGCAUCACGUGGAUUUCAGACAAGAAUCUCGUGGCCUUUCAACACAGUCCUAAAGCUUGUCCAGCGCUGGAAAUGGCAAGAGAGCUUCGGAAUAAUUUCCCUGUUCUUUCUCAUCUCACAUGCUUCAAGAUGACUUCGGGAGAUUUAACGAACAUAUUGAGGAUUGGGAAUUUGGACAGCUUUUUCGCUCUUCAAGGCGAUGCUUCUGGGAAUUGUCCGGAGUUUCGAUACGCCGCUGAGUUGGUGAAAUGGCUACGAAGCAAUCGUCCAGACGCGACAAUCGCCGUGGCCGGAUAUCCUGAUGGGCAUUUCCUCGCCACAUCGCUUGAAGAUGAUUUGCAGCGAUUGAAAGAGAAAGUCGACGCCGGAGCGGAUUUAAUCAUCACUCAAGUGAAUUUUUCCGCUUCAAAAGUCAUUGAGUUUAUGAGAAAAUGCCGCUCAAUCGGAAUCAAAGCCACUUUUCUGCCAGGACUCUUCAUUCCACCGUCCUUUGAAUCACUCCAAUUUGUUACAAAACUCGGCCGGAUUGUUGUCGAUGAGGAUAUUUGGCGGAAAUUCAGGGAAACUAGAGAGAACAAUGAUGCCUUUCAGGAAGUGAUUUUGAGCAUCACGGAAAAGUGGGCAAGGCAAAUUCUUGAAGAAUGCCCAGAAGAAAUCUCUGGCUUUCACAUCUUCACGUGGAAUAAUCUCGAGAUGACGCAGAAGUUUAUUAAUCGCUUUUCCUUCUAGUAGAAAAAUCGCCAUUGUCAGUUUUCCAACGCAAGGCAUUUUAUCGUGAUGGGCGAAUCUGGAAAAUAUUGAAAUAUAUUCGCCAAAUGUCGCGGAAAAUUGGU
Molecule: messenger RNA, 1141 nt
Organism: Phlebotomus argentipes
Lineage: Eukaryota; Metazoa; Arthropoda; Insecta; Diptera; Psychodidae
Product: methylenetetrahydrofolate reductase (NADPH)-like
Exons: 2
Coding region: 138-1037 (299 amino acids)
Biological process (GO): tetrahydrofolate interconversion
Cellular component (GO): cytosol
Molecular function (GO): methylenetetrahydrofolate reductase [NAD(P)H] activity; FAD binding
Source: RefSeq, a predicted model, not a curated record